ACGGCUUUAUUAACCUCCUCCUCCUCCUCUGCUUCCCCGCCGAAACCAAAAAACCCUCGUUCCCCACUCUCCUCUGGAUUGCCCUCCUCCUCCCUCGGCGGUUUGUUCAUCGCCUCCGCUGAAAAAUCAAACCCAAAACCAAGAAAGGGGGCGAAAAUGGCCGAGGCGAACUCGUACGAGGAGCAGCGCAGGAGGCAGGUGGAGGAGAACAAGCGGAAGCUGGAGGAGCUGCGCCUGCACCACCUCUCCGCCGCCGUCCGCGAGGCCGCCGUCAAGCCCAGGCUGAAGAGGAAGGCCCCGAAGCCGCGGGACGCCGCCGAUGACGCCCCGCCCCGGCGUUCCGGCCGUAUCGCCACCCUCCCCGAGCAGCCCGACUAUCGCGACAAUGUAAAGCUGGGCACCGGGAAACCACGGCAGCAGAAGGAAGUAAAGCCUGAUCAUGCGUACGCCAUCGCCAAGGCCGAAGAGCUACAGGAUGAGCUAGGCUCCGACUACCCGACCUUUGUCAAACCCAUGCCACAGUCUCUUACCUCGCUGCAUAUCCCGGCACAGUUCAGCAUGGAGCAUCUCCCGGACAAUGGCAUGAGAAUGGUUUUGGUGGAUGAGGAGGAGGAGGAGUUUAAGGUGAGCUAUCGUCCACACAGUAGCAGUCUUGUCGCCGGGUGGAGCGAGUUUGCCAUCGACAAUGAGCUAGUUGAAGGUGAUUGCUUGGUGUUCCAGCUGAUCAAGAGGGCAUUGUUCAAGGUCUACAUAUUCAGGGCAAGUUCGUACUAUGAAAAUGAGCAUUAAUGGAGCAGCCGGCAGGCUCCUGGUUGCUUCAUGUCAACUUGUGUUGAACUAGCACAGUUCAGAAAUCUGCACUAUCUCAGCGGUUAGUUAUGUAUGUAUGGCUACUGUCAGGCAUUAUUAGAAUCUCUCGUGUGAUUGCAAGUCGUAUGGUAACUGUCGGCAUCUUGUAAAGUUUGUUGAUUCGUUAUGUGGACGAACAAUUUAAAUGGUGUUGUCGUUUUGUCAA
Molecule: messenger RNA, 1015 nt
Organism: Triticum urartu
Lineage: Eukaryota; Viridiplantae; Streptophyta; Magnoliopsida; Poales; Poaceae
Source: RefSeq, a predicted model, not a curated record